GUAACUUCUGCCUCAUAAAAGCCCCUGGUCACCCAAAAAGCUCACAUCAAGCUCAGUGAUUUUUCCAGCUCUAUAAAUUACUUCACUUCCACACCGAACUGUAAAGUGUAAACCCUCCCAUCCAUUGAUUUUGCUGGUGAGCUCAAAUAGUGGUACUCUGUAGUUUCCAAAAAACAGGACAAAUUAAUGGCAAGUGUCAAAUCACUAGCUCAAUCCCAUGACCUCAAGUCCCUCCCUUCUGACUACACUCAUUUCAAGAACAAAGCCAAAUCCAUUGAAGCAAGGCCUGAAGUUGUUAACGUUCCCGUCAUUGAUCUUUCACUUCUCUCCUCAACCAAUCCAGAUGAUCGCGCCAAAGCCAUUCAUGAUCUGGGCAAGGCCUGCAAGGAAUGGGGAUUUUUCAUGGUGAUAAACCAUGGGAUUCCGGAAACAUUGACAAACCCGUUGUUUGAAACAUGCGAUGAGUUUUUCGAUCUGCCUGAGGAGGAGAAACUUCAGUUUGAGAUUAAGAAUCCGAGGUUUCCUGUCAUGGUCAGAUCCAGCGUUGGUCCUAAUCCCGCCAACGAAAAGGUAUUGUUCUGGAGGGAUUAUCUCAGGUUCUUUGUUCAUCCGGAGUACUAUUGUCCUCACAAACCCGAACAACUCAGCGGUCUUGUGUCUGAAUACGCUGAAAGAACCCGAGGUUUGGCUAGGAAGUUACUCCGAGGGAUAUCACUAAGCUUAGGCCUGGAAGAGACUUACAUUGAGAAAGCUAUGGAGUUCGACUUAACUACACAAGUGUUUGCUGCAAAUUAUUACCCUCCAUGCCCCGACCCGGAAUCCGCAAUCGGGAUACCGCCUCACACGGACCCUGGCCUGUUGACAUUUCUUCUGCAAAAUGGAGUCGGCGGCCUUGAGAUCCAGCAUGAGGGGAAAUGGUUCCAUCUCAAUGCCAUUCCGGGCUCCAUUUUCGUCAAUACUGGUGACCAUCUCGAGAUUGUCAGUAAUGGGAAGUACAAGAGCGUUUGGCACAGGGCUGCCGUGAACAACACUAAGAAACGGAUUUCAUUGGUUGUCGCAAAUGGUCCGUCGCCUGACGCCAUAGUUGAACCAGCGGCCCCAUUGAUUUGUGAUGAUGCUCUGGCUAAAUAUGCUCCAAUGAAUUACAUGGAAUAUGUGGAAGUGCAAAGAUUUAGUAGACUUGGGGAUAAGCCCAUUUUGGAUAGGCUUAAGUUGUAUUAGUAGUAGCUAUUGGAGUUUUUGGUGUUGGUUCCUCUGUCCUUGCUACUUAGUUUUCAACACCUUUAAGAUUUACUAAGCCACGUACGAGAUAGUUACUUAGUUAGAAUAUGAUGUAAUUGGUAUUUCAUAGUCACUAUGCGUACUUAGUAUGAUAUCAUAGGCCUGUGACUCCUUUGUACCCAAAAAAAAAACAAAAAAAAAAAAAAUCAUAUUGUCCCAAUAUUUAUUCCCGUUAAAAUGAGACUUCCAAUUGAAGAAAACAAUACUGAAUAACCCAUAGCCCAUGGCCAAAAAUUUUUUUACCAUUUUCGGAAGUGAUCUACUUUAGACGUCUUCAAGGAUUUGCUAGACGCGCAUUAUGAGUCACCUUUCGAGAUAGGAGUGCUAUCCGAU
Oldenlandia corymbosa var. corymbosa is the source of this 1614-nucleotide messenger RNA. NCBI's taxonomy places the organism in Eukaryota, Viridiplantae, Streptophyta, Magnoliopsida, Gentianales, Rubiaceae. The record is from the annotation of a GenBank genome assembly.